Molecule: messenger RNA, 1419 nt
Organism: Rhincodon typus (whale shark)
Lineage: Eukaryota; Metazoa; Chordata; Chondrichthyes; Orectolobiformes; Rhincodontidae
Product: RNA-binding protein 28
Exons: 13
Molecular function (GO): RNA binding
Source: RefSeq, a predicted model, not a curated record
UGCUCCAGUCGGAGGGGAUAAAGAGUAGCACAUUAAAGAUGGCCGCCGCCGCGGGAGAGGGGCUGGCGGCGGUUAACGGUCGUUUGACAACGGUGUUUGUACGAAAUCUGCCCGCGACUGCGGAUGGCGAGCGACUGGGAGAGAUUUACAGCGAGCUGGGGCCGAUCAAACAUUGCUUCGUGGUAAAGGAGAAAGGGAGUCAGACUUGUCGUGGUUUCGGGUAUGUGACCUUUUCACUUCCAGCAGAUGCACAGAAAGCUUUGAAAGAAGUGAAAUUCUAUGAUGGCCAAAAACUCUCUGUUUCUCUUGCCAAGAAGAAACUUUUAGGAAAGAAAGCAGCCACCAAGGAAGCUUCUAAAGCCAAUACAAAACAACAAGCUCAGAAGAAAUUGCAGAGGAAAGCAAGGUUGAUAGUUCGAAACCUGAGUUUUAAGUGUUCAGAAGAUGACCUGAAGACACUUUUCUCGCAAUAUGGGACUGUGCUGGAGGUUCACAUUCCUAGGAAAGAAGAUGGGAAAAUGCGAGGAUUUGCAUUUGUUCAACUUAAGAACCUUCUGGAAGCUGGGAAAGCCUUGAAGGGAAUGAACCUGAAGGAAAUUAAGGGUCGUCCUGUGGCGGUGGACUGGGCGGUGGCCAAGGACAAGUACAGCACAACAGUGAAUCUCAAGAGUGCAGGAGCUGAGAGUAAGGAAACUGUUCAGGCUGCAGAUAAAAACAACAAAAGUCAGCAAGAAGAUGGCAAGGACUCUGGGGACGAACCAGAAAAAGAACCUGCUAAAGAAUCGAAAGUGAUGCUACAGGGGAAUGUGGUGUCCAAGAAGAGGUCAGCAACAAAGGAGGAGAAGGUUGUGAUAGAAGCUUCAGAUGAUGAAACUGAUGAUGAAGAAGAUGCGUCAGAUGGAAAUGUGUCAGAUGAAGAAGUGUCAAAUGAGGAAGUAUCAGAGGAUGAUGAGGAGGAUGAAAAGCCUGUGAAAAAAAAGAAGUUGAGAAAGGCUAGUCUCCCAGUGGAUGUUCAUGAAGGGCGGACAAUCUUCAUCAGGAACCUGUCCUUUGACACUGAGGAAGAUACACUGGGGGAAAUGCUGGAGCAAUUUGGAGACCUGAAAUAUGUUUGUGUAGUCAGGCACCCUGACACAGAACACUCCAAGGGUUGUGCUUUUGCUCAGUUUGUGACAAAGGAGUCGGUGCAGAAGUGUGUGGAGGCAGCGGAGAGCCAGAGUGAGAGUGGAGGACUCCAGCUGGAUGGGCGGAAACUGAUCGUGACCUUGGCAGUUAGUCGUGAAGAGGCCAAGAAACUCACCCAGAAGAAGUCAAAGAAACCGUCUGGAACACGGAACCUGUACCUGGCUCGAGAGGGCUUGAUUCGAGCUGGGAUGAAAUCAGCAGAGGGCAUGAGUGCCUCAGACAUCACUAAGAGAA